This is a messenger RNA of Alternaria arbusti, 1530 nucleotides long. RefSeq lists its product as uncharacterized. NCBI's taxonomy places the organism in Eukaryota, Fungi, Ascomycota, Dothideomycetes, Pleosporales, Pleosporaceae. The record is from RefSeq and is a predicted model, not a curated record. The transcript is spliced from 2 exons. The coding region runs from base 1 to 1530 and encodes 509 amino acids.
AUGACUGCUUCCGUGCCUCUACAGAAGGUCGGCGAUACGGUCACCCAUGGAACCGUAGGACUUGCUACCAAGGCUGACCUUGACGCGGUCAAAGCGAGCAUCGACCAGCUCAAGACUGAGCAACAGGAGAUAAAGUCCUUGCUCAUGCAACUACUGCAAGGCCGCGCACCCGCGCAUCAUGCUGCACCAGAUCGCGAAACUCCAACGGUCCCUACGUGUGGUCUCAGAGUCAGUGAAGAUUCUGCAACAAAUGUUCCAUCUGAGACGCAGACCGACCUUUCCCAGCAGCCUACCGACACUGCAUCCGUCAGCGAAGUGCCAAUCCAUGGAACAGCUACCGAUACCGCCUCGACCACGGCUACGCUGUCAUCAAAGCCAGUAGAACCAAGCGUGUCUACGCUUAACGAAGAGACGGUCUCCGCCCAGGCCGCUGCUCAAGCUGAAGAAGACGCACUGUCGGAUGAGGAGUUGAGGGAACUUCGGCCGCUACGUCAGCAAUCGACACGUCUUCUCUGCAUCAAUGAAGACUUUCGCUUUAAGACUUUAGUCGGCUUGUACUGCGCUCUCAAGUCGAGGAACCCAGCCCAAACUUCAUCCCGGACCCGCCUCCCUGAGAGCCAGCUGAUCGAUAUGGCGCGCUACGCAGAAUUCGACAUUCUUCGAGGCAUAGAUCGAAGGGUCAUAAGGAGGCAAUUGGCUUCGGUCCCAUCGCUCAUACUCAAUGAGUACUCGACUGUUCGGCAGGAGAUGUGGAGCAGCUUCAAGUAUAGCAGCAACUUCUCCACGCUGAUCCACAGAUAUCAGCGGUCCGUGCGUGAUAUCCUGAGGCAGAGUAGACGAGUCACCCGGUCGCAGUCUCCUCAGCAGGUAGAAGCUUUCGUCGCCAUUCCUCGUGGCCGUGCUGGAUACCGCUAUCGAUCGGCGUCGAGGUCAAUGAGCGCUGACCAUGGCGGCAACGCACCGGUGACUAGUUUGGACCAGGGCGUGAAUCAGCCGGCGACAAGUAACAGCCCAUUCUCCUUCCCAAGCGCUGGUAUACAAAUCCCCUCCUCGAUGGCACCUGGUACGCUCGUGGCGUAUAGCGACAUGCUUAUGGACGCUGAUUUGGCCCUCCUCAAAGAGCCCACGUCGGCCAAGCCAUAUGAUAUCAAGCUCGCCAAGGAUCUUCGCAGCGGCACACUCGUCGAGUUUUACGACAAGCUGGUGGAGGCUAACACCUUGGUAUCCCACCUCAAGCACGACGAAGCCCUUCAGCAUGCGCUUAUCGAAGUCUAUCAAGCCAUGGGAACAGCGCCAUUCUGGAAAGACUACCUACCGCUUGAUACUCAGGAGCUCUUCAGGCUAGCGAAGCAAAUCGAAGAUGAUGCUUUUCGCCGCCUGCUAUUAGACGUGCGGAGUGGGAAAGCCGAGGUUUCACACGAAAACGCGUACAUUCGACUGACAGCGAGGUAUCGUCCGGGAACCGACGCCAUGGGUCUGAGGGAGUUCGCAGCCAAGGCUGCGACGUUUCUCGACCCGAUGGAGGUGUAA